Messenger RNA from Durio zibethinus, 1893 nucleotides. It is a transcript of the gene PNSB1, whose product is annotated as NDH-dependent cyclic electron flow 1. The record is from RefSeq and is a predicted model, not a curated record. Gene Ontology annotation, biological process: photosynthetic electron transport in photosystem I. Gene Ontology annotation, cellular component: NAD(P)H dehydrogenase complex (plastoquinone); chloroplast. NCBI's taxonomy places the organism in Eukaryota, Viridiplantae, Streptophyta, Magnoliopsida, Malvales, Malvaceae.
UAAACACAACAAAGCCAAAGUGAAGAAAAAAAAAAGGGGAAAAUCAAUGGCUACUGCUCUGCUACCCAAAACUGUUUCUCCAUUUCUUACAAGUCCACCUUCACUGGCUUCUGCCCACUUCACCACCAAGCCAUCAUGUUUCAGCCCAUUAGACCACUCUCCAUGCACCAAAAAACCAAGUGUUCAAACCCAUGCAAAGAAAAAGAACCCAUGGCUAGACCUUUUCGGGGAUGAUGAAGAGGACCCCUACGCGGAAUAUGGUUCAUUGUUUACUGAUGGUAAGCAGGAAGAAGAUCCUAGACCUCCUGAUAACCCUGAUAACCCUUAUGGGUUCUUGAAAUUCCCAAUGGGAUUCACCGUGGAGCUGGCUUCAUUGCCAUUGAAAAUACGAGGUGAUGUUAGGAGAUGCUGCUGUGUCAUUUCCGGUGGUGUCUAUGAAAACUUAUUGUUUUUUCCUGCUAUUCAGUUGAUCAAAGAUAGAUACCCUGGUGUUCAAGUGGAUGUGUUGGCAUCAGCAAGAGGAAAGCAGACUUAUGAGUUGAACAAGAAUGUGAGAUGGGCUAAUGCUUAUGAUCCUGAUGAAGACUGGCCUGAUCCUGCUGAAUACACUGAAAUGGUUGGACUUCUUAAGAAUAGGUACUAUGACAUGGUUUUGUCAACCAAACUGGCGGGAAUUGGCCAUGCAGCAUUCUUGUUUAUGACAACCGCUCGAGAUAGAGUGAGCUACAUUUACCCAAACGUGAAUGCAGCAGGAGCAGGAUUACUCCUAUCGGAAACUUUUACUGCAGAUAGUCUGAAUCUUUCAGAAGUUGGAUAUAACAUGUACCAUCAGAUGGUUGAUUGGUUGGGGAGACCAUUUCGGAGUGUUCCUAGGCACCAUGUAGCUCCACUAAGAGUGUCAAUUUCAAGGAAGUUGAAGGAGGUUGUAGCAGAAAAGUUCAGGAUUGCAGGUGUAGAGAAAGGAAAAUAUAUCGUGAUUCAUGGCAUAGAAUCAGACUCUAAGGCUUCAAUGCAAUCUAGGGGUGAUACUGAUAGCUUGCUUCCCAUUCAUGUAUGGGCUGAAAUAGCAAAGGAUAUAAGGGGAUUUAAGCCACUUUUUGUGAUUCCACAUGAGAAAGAAAGAGAGAAUGUGGAGGAGGAAGUAGGAGAUGAUGCUAGUAUUGUCUUUAUCACUACCCCAGGACAGUUGGCUGCUCUGAUAAAUGAUUCAGCUGGGGUGAUUGCUACAAAUACAGCAGCUAUCCAACUUGCAAAUGCACGUGAAAAACCAAGCAUUGGUUUGUUUUGCUCUGAGCAGAAGGGGAAACUGUUUGUUCCCAAUGCCGGAGAGAAGAAAUGUGCCAUUGUCUCAUCCAAGACGGGAAAGUUAAUAGAUAUUGAUGUUGAGGCUGUUAAACAAGCAAUGCAAAUAUUCGAUAUGUCCUUGGCUCUAGUAUAAGAGAUUAAUGAAAUCCAGUCUACUGAAGUUAAAAGUUCAACAUUCAAUCAACAAUUCGUGCGACUAUUGAUGGUUUCUCGUUUUCCAUUCUACAUUUUAUUUCUGUUUAAAUUCAAUCGUUCUGAAGUAAUAAAUUUACAUAACUGUCUGGACAGAUUUACCUGAUACCCAUAAUAAUAAUAAAAUCUCGAAGGUGGGGCAAAUUUCUAUUGUUUUUGUUCCUGACUUGCAAUUCGAAGUACAUUGCAAGGUUCUUCAGCCCUAUAGAGGAAAGGAAUCCUAGCUAGAAGCUGAUGUUAAUAGCAUAAAAAAAGUGAGGUGAACUUAUUUAGGACAAUUCAAGAGCAUGAUGUUCAGAAAACAUUUUUGGGCCAAAAUUCCAUGUUUCCAUUGUAAGAACGGAAUCUAAAUGAUGGACAGUGUCAGUCAAUGACUCUCAAGUGGGUCCCGGUAGA